Messenger RNA from Camelina sativa (false flax), 907 nucleotides. Lineage: Eukaryota; Viridiplantae; Streptophyta; Magnoliopsida; Brassicales; Brassicaceae. The record is from RefSeq and is a predicted model, not a curated record.
CUCGUUCUCGUUUUUUGUGAAAUUGAGAAAGCACAUCAUAAUAAUGGGUGGGUGGGUUGAAGAGGAAGAUUGGUAUAGCGAAGAUAGAGAGUAAUUAAAGAUCCACGAGCUUUGUCUUCUCUCCGACGCAUAUAUUGCGAUUUUAGCGACUCCAGUUUCUUCUAAUUCACACGCCACUUUCUACUCUUUUGACUACUUGUCGACAGUGUUGUUUCAGCUUUCCUCGCGGAUCAAACUCCUCCUCGGGAUGAUGAUCAAAAGUUAGAGUUUUGGUGGGAAGACAAGAGUCUCGCCGAUUCAGAGAAUGCGGAAGAAUUGGGUACCGCGAUUGAUUUAAUGACGAAGAUGUUACACGAUCUGAAGGAGUUGCAAAAGAAGCAAAGAGAUCGUGUGAACGUGGAGGAGAAGGAGAAGGAGAAGGGUGGUUCACACGUAAGUCAUCAGCAGCAAACCCUAGAUCAUCAACCCUGUUCUUCAAGUCUGUGCGUUGAAGUAGAUGAUGUAUCUGUGAAUGUACAAGGGUUUUACAACAACAACACUGAAGAACAACAAACCCUAGCGGUUUCUGCCUACAACAGCAAUUUAGUUGGGAUCUUCAUUGAAGAGCUUGAUGUUGAUGCUCAAAUCUUUGAUAGUGAGACGGAAUCUGAAGUUCUAUGGAACAAUUUGGAGAUGAAUGAUUUAACUGUGAAUCUCCAAUGGUUUCAAAACAAUACUGAUGAAGAACAAACCCUAGCGAAUGACGACGGUUUACAUGAGAGCUUUGAUGGGUGCAAUCAAGAGUUUGAUGUUGAUCAAUUAUUUGAUUUUGUGACGAAACCUGAAGAUCUAUGGAAGGAUAUGGAGAUGCAUGAUGACUGUCUCUAUUGAUUUGGGAUAUUGAUCGAACUAAAACCGGUCGCUUAGC